GUAUCCGACCAAGCAAAACGUGAAGCUGCGAAAUGCAAACUACGUUUCGCGAUCGACGUUAUCAGUGUUGCUCUUAGUUCGCUUGAAACCGUUGUCCCGUGUGGAAGUUCUGUAAAAUAACUCCAGCUGCAUGUGGCACUAAUAAAUAGUAAUUAGAGACGCAAAUCGAGCCAGACAAGAUGAAAUUCAUACUCGGAUCGUUGCUCAUGAUACUCAUGAUCUGCCAGUCAUCACUCGCCAUCGACAAAAUUCACAACUGCUUCCCCAGUAGCUUUACCGGAAUGUGCAUCCUGGGUCAUGUGUUCUACAACCGAUCGCACGAAGUUAGGCACAUAUUUCCACAGAACUACUCCUUAAUUCGCAUAGGAAACGAUGGAUGGUCGAAGGCUAUCACUUCUGUUAUUCGAGUGUUUGAUGGAAAGCUGCAUGCAGAGCUCGGUCAUCCCCCAGCCGUGGAAAUUCUGGACUCCGAGGUAGAAACACUGGAAAUACCGCGAGCACUACUCCACGCAAACUUUGCCGAUAACCGAUUGCACACAUUCUGGAUCGAGAGCGGCGACGCGGAACCCCUUUUAUCCUAUCUUGAUCUCGGCCAAAACAGUAUAUCAAACUUGACCAACAUCACCGCUUUCGUAAACCUGGAAACCAUCUACCUGUACUACAACCGAAUAGAAGCCCUAGAACUGAACGUUUUCAAGAGCUUCACAAAACUCAAAGUGGUAAACCUCAACUACAACCGGAUUACCACCCUUUCAGGGGACUACUUCCCGCCAUCCCUCACCUAUCUGGGUCUAUACUACAAUGACUUGAAAAGUCUCAACUACAGUGCCCUUCAGCUGCCAUCGCUAGAAAUCCUCAACAUUGAACGAAACUAUAUCACUACAUUCGAUGCGGCCAGAUUACUCCUCGGUUUACCGAAACUGCGAAUGCUUCGCAUGGGACACAACUCGUUUCCGGAGGAAACGCUUCUGUCAGCGUUGGAAGUACUGAAGCAGCACAACGUCAGCUAUCGGGACGAAUCGGAGGAAGUUUCCUGCUACUACGAUACCGAGGAAAUCGAAGGAGUGUGCAUCGAACGGCAAGCCAUGGGCAAGGGUUGGCUCAAGGCGAUCACACUCAGCAUCCUAACGAUACUGAUUGCGAUUGUAUUCGUACUGCUCGUUCGCUGGGUGUUCAUCGCCAUGAAUAAGUGAGCAACUCUAUAACGUUGGCGUUGGCGAGAUGGAGGCGGCCUAGUCAAAGCUACACACUAUUGAUAGGAAUUGGCGUGAACCACGCUGCGGUGUUCGUGCAUUAGACAGAAUAUGGAGAUAAGACAGAAGAGUUGUUUACCAAACAUGACAUCGACAUGGAAUAUGAUACUAAAACCGCAGCGACAAAAGCAAUGUGAAACUAUAUCAUGAGAUUAGUUCUGUAGAAAACGAAAUGUAAAUAAAUUGUAAUGUGGAGACGAAAAGUUAUAAUCAAUCAAUCCUAAAGAUGAUUUAUAAAAUUGAACGGGAUUUCCGGGGAGAUGUACAUAAGGGUCACGGCAAAACGUGUUUAGCUGUGUGGAAUUCGGCCUGCUGAUAAAGGUCUGUUAUGUCAAAAUGUAAAUUUGAAAUCAGACUAAUUGUGUUUGGAACGUUAUAACCCACCUACGGUGAUAAGUUGAUGCGAGUGUAACUAUAAAAACAAAUAAAUUCAGCGCAUCGGAAACCAAUUGAGGUAAUUUGCACUUGCAUUACUGCGACGACUAAGC
Molecule: messenger RNA, 1741 nt
Organism: Armigeres subalbatus
Lineage: Eukaryota; Metazoa; Arthropoda; Insecta; Diptera; Culicidae
Product: toll-like receptor 5
Exons: 2
Coding region: 180-1193 (337 amino acids)
Molecular function (GO): protein binding
Source: RefSeq, a predicted model, not a curated record